Arabis nemorensis is the source of this 711-nucleotide messenger RNA. The record is from the annotation of a GenBank genome assembly. NCBI's taxonomy places the organism in Eukaryota, Viridiplantae, Streptophyta, Magnoliopsida, Brassicales, Brassicaceae.
AUGGGAAUCAGCAAAACAGAAAUCAAUUUGCGGAGAUUGCUUUCCGCUGCACCUAAUCAGCAAAAUCAGUCAAAGCUAAUGCAUUACGUUGCUACUCUGAGGGAACAAUUAGAACAACUCUCAGAAGAGAAGACACCUGAAGGUCUUCCCAGAGUUACAAAGGCUAAGGUGAAUGAGUACUAUGAGAAGAUUGAAGCUAUUGCUUCAAAAAUAGCUGCUCAAGAGCCUGACACAGAGGUAUCUGAUGAACCUUUUGUUAAGGAUUCUACCAGCGAAAGCUCUCCAAAAAUAGAAGACGAUACUCGAAGCCCCACUUCUCCACAGCUGAGAAGAAGAAUCGUUUCUACAGGUUCCAAGGAGCAAAUUUACGAUUCUGAUCCAUCAAAACCAAUAAAACUAGACAAUGCAGCUAAAGCAAACAUUGAAAAGCACAGAAAGCUUCAAGAUGAUCUCACCGAUGAAAUGGUGGUACUUGCAAGACAACUCAAGGAGAGUAGUCUAAUGAUAAGUCAAUCUGUGCAAAAUACAGAGAAGAUACUCGACUCUACCGAGGUUGCGAUUGAGCAAAGCUUAGCGAGCACAGGACAUGCAAACGUAAGAGCCUCAAAGAUAUAUUCAGAAAGUUCAAAGACGAGUUGCUUCCAGUGGCUACUGAUCUUCGCCAUGAUCUGUGUGUUCAUAAUGGUUGUCAUGUUGAUCCGAGUCACAUAG